AUGAAUCGCCUCGACCCAUUUCAUAUAAUGAUAGUUUCCAAAUAUUUUUCAACGUUCACCGACAUUAUUAACUUAAAUCUUGUCUGCAAAAAGUUUUGUAAUAACAUGAUGCAAUUUCAUUACAACCCGAUUCCUGUUACUCUGCAAACUCUUAAACACUUCCCUUCAUUGGAGACACUUUGUAUUUACUCAGAAAGAGAUGAACACUUUCUUGGAUAUAACUCAAACACAAAAAAUGAAAAAACAACACAACAUUUUGAUUGGUAUAACAACACCAAUUUCUUUUCUAUAUGUAUUUUUUAUGCAGUCCACUAUUCUAUUUUUAAAGAGGUUAAAUCCAAACCAAAUUAUUCUAAAAUUGUCUUCAAGAAUUUGGUAUACACGGUUUCUGAUAGAUUUAUAUAUAAAAAUGUUAUUCCAGAGAAUGUUAAAAGUUUAGCUGAAAAAUGUUUUGAAAGGGCGUUGUUGGAAACACCACCAUAUAUUCCAAUAUCAGUGACAUCCUUUUCAAAUAGUUGUUUUCGGGUUUGCUCAUCCUUGACUUCCAUCAAAUUGCCAAACAAUUUAAAAUAUCUUGGAGACUAUUGCUUCCAACGUUGUGUGUAUUUAUUAUCUAUUGAUAUCCCGAGUAGUGUCUCUAAAAUUGGAAGAACGUGUUUUGGGACGUGCAAACGAUUAUCCAAAGUGAAUUUUUGCAAAUGUGUUGAAGGUGACAUAAGUAACAAAAAAUGCACAAGAAUAAUAAAACUUGGAGGAUCAUGUUUUAUACAUUGUAUUUCUUUAUCAAAGAUAUUGAUUCCAGAAAGUGUGCUUAAAAUAGGUGGAAGCAUUUUUAAUGGGUGUUUGUCGCUUACAGAAAUUAAAAUGAAUGAAUGUACUUUAAUUACUUCAAUACCAGAAUUAGUCUUUAAAAAUUGUGUAUCUUUAAGUACAAUAGAGUUGCCUUCAAACAUCAAAAAUAUAGGCAGUGAAACUUUUCGAGGAUGUAGUUCAUUGGAAAUUAUUGAAAUACCAAAACAAGUGACACAAAUAGGAUAUUUGUGUUUCUUUGGAUGUGUGAGUUUAGAACAACUUGGUGUUGACACAAAAACAAUUCAAAUGGGGACAAAUGCUUUUAAAGGAUGCAAGAAACUUAAACUAAAUAGUCAAGAAAAUAAAACGUAA
Messenger RNA from Entamoeba invadens IP1, 1164 nucleotides. RefSeq lists its product as hypothetical. NCBI's taxonomy places the organism in Eukaryota, Evosea, Mastigamoebida, Endamoebidae. Bases 1 to 1164 code for a protein of 387 amino acids. The record is from RefSeq and is a predicted model, not a curated record. The transcript has a single exon.